Molecule: messenger RNA, 750 nt
Organism: Paramuricea clavata
Lineage: Eukaryota; Metazoa; Cnidaria; Anthozoa; Malacalcyonacea; Plexauridae
Source: the annotation of a GenBank genome assembly
CCUAAUUUUUGUCCAGUUGGUGGACUCAACUCUGCCAUUGGUUUCUGGCGUAGUGGCGGUUGGGCGCACUUCUGCCGAGUCCCUGCCUCGCAAGUUCAUCCGAUACCGACACAGAUCACUCUGGAAGCGGCCGUAUUUGUCCAACCGAUCUCGUGCAUUCUUCGUGGCUGGGAUCAGCUGGGCUCGUUACCAACAGAUGCGGAUAUCCUGAUUUGUGGUACCGGCAUCAUUGGGUUACUUUUUGCAAGCAUAGCCCAUUUCAAAGGUUAUCGUAGGGUUAUCCUAACCCAGAAAUCGGAACGGCGCCGAGCCCUGACCUCUGGAAUGAAGUUGGGAUACAAUGUCGUUCACCCGGAAAGCCUCGAGAUUCUAUACAAACGAGCGAUCACCAACAAAGAUGUCAAUUGGGGUUUCGACGCGAUCAUUGAUUGCACUGGUUCACCAGAAGCUAUCCAACAAGCGUUUAAUUGGCUUCGCCGUGGAGCCACCUUCUGUGUUUUUGGCUGUUGUCCGAAAACUUCUGAAAUUAAAAUCAAUUCAUUUGAUAUAGUAUUUAAAGAAAUAAAGAUAGUUGGAUCACUUAUUAACCCGUUCACCUUCGCAAGAGCCAUACAACUGGUCCAGGAUAUGGCCAAGGAUUAUUUGGGUUACAAGAAGUUGGGCGUUGAAAUGUUUAAACUCGAAGACUAUGCCCAAGCACUCUCGACCUUGAAAAGUGGAAAGAUCUCGAAAGCUGUUUUUGAAAUUUGA